Messenger RNA from Chinchilla lanigera (long-tailed chinchilla), 2836 nucleotides. It is a transcript of the gene Shcbp1, whose product is annotated as SHC SH2-domain binding protein 1. The record is from RefSeq and is a predicted model, not a curated record. Bases 40 to 2058 code for a protein of 672 amino acids. The transcript has 13 exons. Gene Ontology annotation, biological process: fibroblast growth factor receptor signaling pathway. Lineage: Eukaryota; Metazoa; Chordata; Mammalia; Rodentia; Chinchillidae.
GUUAGUUCCGGUCUUGGCGGUCUCCCGCGGAAAUUUGAAAUGGCGGACAGGCUACGGGUAGGUGGAGAUCUAGAGCCUGAGGCGAUGGCGCCGGGGCACCCUGACCCGGCAACCGAGGAGGAACCGGCGCCACUGGAGGAAGCUUUGUUGCAAGUUGAAGAUUCAUGCAGUGAUUGUAACUGUCAUAAGCCAGGCAAUAGCUUACAGGGUUUUGUGCCAGAAGGAAAGUCUCCUUUCCCAGAAAUCUUUCAAACAAGUCAACUUUUGUUCUAUGAACGAUUCAGAGCCUAUCAAGAUUACAUUUUAGCUGACUGCAAAGCCUCAGAAGUCAGGGAAUUCACAGCUGAGUUCUUGGAGAAGGUGCUUGUACCAUCUGGAUGGCAGGCACUCUGGCACACUAAUGUAUUCAAGGUGUUGGUUGAGGUUACAGAUGUGGACUUUUCAGCCUUGAAGGCAGUGGUGAGGCUUGCUGAACCAUAUGUCUGUGAAUCUGAAGUGAACACUUUUACCUUGGAAUGUAUGAAAGAGCUCCUUGAACUGAAGGAAUACCAGUUGCCCCUGCAGGAGUUGUGGGUUGUGUUUGAUGACUCUGGAGUGUUUGACCAGACAGCACUUGCAAUUGAGCAUGUCAGGUUUUUCUACCAGUACAUUUGGAGGAGUUGGGAUGAAGAGGAAGACGAUGAAUAUGAUUAUUUUGUCAGAUGUGUUGAACCCCGAUUAAGAUUGCAUUAUGACAUUCUUGAAGACCGAGUUCCUUCAGGACUUACUGUUGACUACCGCAAUUUGUUGAUUCAGUGUGAAGAAAGUUACAGGAAAUUUUUAAAUCUGAGAAGCAGUUUGUCAAAUUGUAAUUUUGAUUCUGAGCAGGAAAAUAUCUCCAUGGUGGAAGGGUUAAAAUUGUAUUCAGAAAUUGAACAGUUGAAACGAAAGCUAAAACUCAUUGAGAAUCCUUUGUUGAGAUAUGUUUUUGGUUAUCAGAAGAACUCUAAUAUCCAAGCAAAAGGUGUCCGCACAAAUGGCCAGAAGGUCACCCAUGUGGUGUCCUCCACCAUGAUGUCAAGUUUACUACGAUCUCUGCUCAGGGAUAGGUUUUGUGGGGAGCCUUUUAAGGAAGAUAUAGAAAUUCAGUUCCAUAGUGAUCCAUUGUCUGCUAUAAAUGCCUGCUAUGAAGGUGACACUGUUAUUGUCUGUCCUGGCCAUUAUGUGGUACAUGGCACAUUCUCCAUUGCUGAUUCGAUUGAGUUGGAAGGAUAUGGUCUACCAGAUGAUAUUGUAAUAGAAAAGAGGGGUAAAGGAGACACUUUUGUGGAUUGCACAGGUGUGGAUAUUAAAAUUUCAAGCAUAAAAUUUGUUCAGCAUGAUGCAGUAGAAGGAAUCUUAAUUAUUCACCGUGGCAAGACUACAGUGGAAAACUGUGUACUGCAAUGUGAAACUACAGGAGUCACGGUACGAACAUCAGCAGAAUUUCUAAUGAAGAACUCAGAUUUAUAUGGUGCCAAGGGGGCUGGUUUAGAAAUAUAUCCUGGGAGUAAAUGUAUCCUGAGUGACAAUGGGAUCCAUCACUGCAAGGAGGGGAUCCUCAUUAAGGAUUUCUUAGAUGAGCAUUAUGAUAUUCCCAAGAUAUCCAUGGUAAAUAAUGUCAUACAUAAUAAUGAAGGUUAUGGUGUUGUUUUGGUGAAACCUACAAUUUUCUCUGACCUGAAAGAAAAUCACCAAGAUAAAACUGAAGAUAACGAAGCAGUUAAGAUUCAAACAAGUGGAGGGGCAGAUGCAGCUGAAAGAGUGGAUUUAGGGGAGUUGAUUCACUGUGCAACUGAUGAGAUAGAGAUUUAUGAAAGAGCUGCUGAUCUUUCUAAACAAGUUGAGGGAAAUUGUGAAAUUAUAAAUGAACUAGUUGCUGCCUCCACACAAAAAGGCCAGAUGAAGAAGAAAAGGUUGAGUGAACUGGGCAUCACACAAGCUGAUGACAGCUUAAUGUCUCAGGAAAUGUUUGUUGCAAUUGUGGGGAACCAGUUUAAGUGGAACGGGAAAGGGAGUUUUGGCAUAUUUCUCUUCUGACCACAGUGAUGUAAAUGCUAACAAAAUGUUGGAUUUUGCACAUGUAUGUAGUUUGUUUCAUGUCUAUAUUUGAUAUAUGUGGUUGGGCUUGAGUGAAAUGUAGAUUUAUUUCUACCUGGAAGUAUUACACAUAAAGCAGUCCUCUACAACAAAGAUCAUACGUGUAAAAUAGAAAAUAAUUGAAGAUUUCUAAUCUAGAAUAUCCUUAAAGAAUACGUUUUUCAUAUUAAGCUUGUUAAUAACUUUCUAGCAUAAAUACAUUUUACCCCCAAAACCUAAGACUAAUUUUGUCAUCAAGGUGCAGAAACAUGGGUCUGUUAGACCCACAUUUAUUCUUUAGAAUAUUUCUAUUGAUGAAUUAUUUUAAUUUUAUGAAUUUUAUGGUAUUAAACAAUGAGUACUUAACAGGAAAAAAGUUACAAAAAUACAGUAUUGAAGUUUAAUAUUGAAUGUUCAUAAAACAUCAAAAAAAUCGACUUUUUUCGUAUACAAAAUCUAAAAAAAAGCACAAAUUGUUAUAUGAACUACAAUGAAAAUACUAAUAGCACUUUACCAGAAAAAAAAAAAAAAAAGUUUACCUUCAAUUAUCAUACCUAUGACAACUGCACGUUCCGUCCACAUAUAUUGCUUACACUGACAGCACAUAUGUUUAGCUUUCCUGGCCUUUUUGUAGGACAUACUUUACAUCUUGCUGGUCUUGUUUUGUCAGGAGGUUCUUAUAUAGUGUACAGAUAACAGGAGCACAAAAUAUCAAUAAAAUAAAGUGUUAAAUUCUUAA